Nerophis lumbriciformis (worm pipefish) is the source of this 1704-nucleotide messenger RNA. The record is from RefSeq and is a predicted model, not a curated record. NCBI's taxonomy places the organism in Eukaryota, Metazoa, Chordata, Actinopteri, Syngnathiformes, Syngnathidae.
AUGACACUUUUGUCCGAAGACCAAUCUGCCAGGCCCCAGCCUUGCCGGGUCGCGGAGCCCACCAAGCAUACGAGCUCUCUGCAUCAGAACUCAAAGGAUUUGACUGGCUCCAAAGAAUACUUCAUGGACAGUGCAGAGGGCGCCAUUUUCGGGGCAGUGGAGCCCCCAAGGCGCUCGCGGGGGCGCCUGAUUCUCCAUGGCUUGGUCAUGUUCGGACGGGAAUUCUGCUACGCCGUGGAAGCGGCAUUUGUCACGCCCGUGCUACUAAGCGUGGGCUUGCCGCGCAGUAUGUACAGCUUGGUGUGGUUGAUAAGCCCCAUCCUGGGUUUCCUGCUGCAACCCGUUAUCGGCUCGGCCAGCGACUACUGCCGCUCAACGUGGGGGCGGCGAAGGCCAUACAUCCUGACCCUGGGCCUCCUCAUGCUGGUGGGCAUCACCCUGUUCCUCAAUGGAGAUCUGGUCAUCUCAGCGCUAUUAGCUGACAGGUCGACGCGGCGAACGUGGGCCAUAGUUGUGGUGAUGCUCGGCGUGGUGCUCUUUGACUUUGCCGCCGACUUCAUCGAUGGGCCCAUCAAAGCCUACCUAUUUGACGUGUGCUCCUACCAGGACAAAGAGAGAGGACUCCACUACCAUGCUCUGCUCACAGGUCUCGGCGGAGCGUUUGGCUACCUCGUGGGUGCAAUGGAUUGGGGUCACUCCAUCCUGGGCCAGCUACUGGGCUCAGAGUACCAAGUCAUCUACUUCUUCUCAGCGCUCACCUGGAGCAUCUUCCUUACCGUGCACCUCUUCAGUAUUCCGGAAAUGCCCUUGGCGAAGGCGGCGGCCCAUGGACCCUCAGCACUGAGCGCACUGAGGCAGCUGGGUUCCCCGCAAAACGGCUAUGGAGCGUUGGGUAAAGAAGAUGAGGACCCCCGGUUGCUCUCAAUACCGGAUGUCAGACAAAGGUCUUUCUCUGCUCUCGGGGAGGCCAAUGCUGUCACAUCUAGUGCCAAACAGCCCAACAAGGUGGCCAGUGAGAGGAUGACAUUGAAGUCGUUGCUGAAAGCUAUCAUCAGCAUGCCCAGCCACUACCGCUCCCUAUGUAUCAGUCACUUGCUGGGAUGGGCGGCAUUUCUCUGCAACAUGCUCUUCUUCACUGACUUCAUGGGACAGAUUGUCUACAAGGGGGACCCGUAUGCAGAGCACAACUCCACUGCCUAUGCUACAUAUGAGCGUGGUGUGGAAAUCGGCUGCUGGGGCUUGUGUAUCAAUGCAGUGUCAUCGGCUCUUUUCUCCUAUGUGCAGCGCUUCCUGCUGCCCUACCUGGGGCUGAAGGGUUUGUACUUCAUGGGUUACUUUGUGUUCGGCCUGGGCACCAGCCUCAUCGGCCUCUUUCCCAACGUCAUCACUACACUCGUCCUGUGCAGUGUCUUUGGCGUCAUGUCCAGCACCCUCUACACUAUCCCCUUCAAUCUCAUCGCAGAGUACCAGCGUGAGGAGGAGGAGGAAAUGAAUCGCCACGGGGGAGGCAAGUUGGCACGGGGCACGGGGGUUGACUGCGCAGCCCUCACCUGCAUGGUGCAACUGGCCCAGAUCUUGGUGGGCGCAGGCCUGGGUGCCUUGGUCAACGCGGUCGGCAGUGUGGUGGUGGUGGUCCUCUCUGCUUCCACUGUGUCCCUGCUGGGCUGCAUCUUCAUCGCACUCGCUGUUAGAUACGUGGAAUGA